AAAGUACUGUUCCUAAUAUUAAAGGUUUUGAAUUAAAAAAUAAAAUAAAGGUAGAAAAACAUAAUCAAAUUGUAGCAUGACUUAGCUUAAUGGCAGUUCAAUAUGGUUUAACCACUGUCAGCUACCACACAACCCUUUCUCUCCACACCAACCUAAUGAAAUGCACAUUCCAAAGUUGCAAUAUAGAAGCAACUACUAUUUUCUUCUUAUUCCAUUUCUUAAAAUAUUUUUCUUAUAUUUAAUUUAGUCAUUUUACUGGGUAGGUUAUCAAACUCCAAGUAUAUAUAUAAGAACUCUAUUGUGGUCCAAAUAGUUAAAACUCCUUAUCAUCAUGGAAAAGUUACUUUUGCUCUAUUGUUCUCUCCUCUUUUGUUUUGCAACUAUCACCUUCACAUGCUCAGCUACUACUUACACUGUUGGAGAUAGCUCUGGUUGGGACAUUAGCACAAAUCUUAAUACAUGGAUUACUGAUAAGAAGUUCAAAGUAGGAGAUGCUCUUGUUUUUCAGUAUUCAUCAGGCCAAAGCGUAGAAGAGGUUACAAAAGAAAACUUUGAGACAUGUAACACCAGCAAUGUUUUGGCAACAUAUGGGAAUGGUAACACAACAGUGCCAUUGAGAAAAGGUGGGGACAUAUAUUUUGUAAGUGGAAACAAGUUGUAUUGUCUUGGAGGAAUGAAACUUCAUGUUCAUGUUGAAGGUGAUGAUGACAAAUCAUUUGCUCCAACUAUAGCACCUAAGGCUGUGGCUGGAUCUGAGGAAAACACUGCCACACUUACAAACUCUCCUUCAUCAAAGAAAAACACACAUCUUUCAGCUGGAACUCUCAAUCAUUGCGCAAGGAAUGCACUUCAGUUUGUCUGUAUUGCUGUUAUGGUUGCUGCAUAUUUUAGCAUAUAAGGACUGUGACUAAAAUUUCUCUUUUGAAUGUUAUUUUGUAAUAUUGAUUGAUGAAGAAAAAGGUCAAAGUUUUGCUUAGUUUGGAGCAUACUUUGUACAUGACUGAGCACAUUAAAGGAUAUUCAAAUUCAUGUUGUUUUAACAACACUACCA
Vigna angularis (adzuki bean) is the source of this 1051-nucleotide messenger RNA. Its product is annotated as stellacyanin. Gene Ontology annotation, cellular component: plasma membrane. The record is from RefSeq and is a predicted model, not a curated record. Bases 332 to 898 code for a protein of 188 amino acids. NCBI's taxonomy places the organism in Eukaryota, Viridiplantae, Streptophyta, Magnoliopsida, Fabales, Fabaceae. Gene Ontology annotation, molecular function: electron transfer activity. The transcript has 2 exons.